Messenger RNA from Salvia hispanica, 2938 nucleotides. RefSeq lists its product as uncharacterized. Lineage: Eukaryota; Viridiplantae; Streptophyta; Magnoliopsida; Lamiales; Lamiaceae. The record is from RefSeq and is a predicted model, not a curated record.
GAUACGACGUCGUUAUUGGGUCGCGGUACAAUCGCUCCAAAAAUCAUUCCCAACAUCUCUCUUCAACGUUUGGGACCCAACAAAACCUAGACAAGCUUUGCUUCAAUCAAUCAAGCAUUGAGUUGAAUCGGGGAGCUAUUCCAUUUUACUGGCUGAUUUGGGGAAAUAAGCCGAUCAAGAAGCCCUGGUAGCUUCCCAGAAGCUCACUGUCUUCUAAAAAUUUCGGAGAUUUCUUGAAAUUCGAGUGAUGGCACCCAAGACUCGGAAACCAGUAGCGAAAAGAUCAAAACCAGCAGUGAAGAAAAGAAGAUCAAGUCUUGUAUCACGGGAUGGGGGUGGAACGGAGGAGCAUGAGCAUCAACAAAACGAACAAGAACCAGACUUGGAAGUCAAUCAACAGCCAAUUCAGAAGCAAGUAACGGCUCGUAGCACUCGAAGUGCAACUGCCAGUCGUACUGCCCGUUCUGGGAUUCUUGAUAGGCUGCAAAUGAUGGAUAAUCAGCAACAACUGCAGCCACGAGCUGCUAUCGGGAAAGUGGCGGUUCAUACUACUCGGGGAACAACUAGAAACCAAAGUGGGUAUCGGGGGCUGGAAGAAACGAAUCUAAAUGAAGAACAUGAGAUUCAGAAUGAUGAAGAAUACCGAAACCAAGAAACGGCUCCCAGGUCCCAAAGAUCAACUGUAAAUAGAAGUCUAAAUCAUGGGUAUCUAGAGGAGGGUGAAAUGGAGGAACAUAGAUGGCAAGAAAACGAACAGUUUACAAACUUGGAAGUAACUGAUGCACUUAAAAAUGCAUUACAGAUCUUGACGGCUUCUGGUUCUCGAAGAACAACUACCAAUCGAAACUCCCAUAGUGCAUUUCAAGAUAAUCGUCAAAGGCAGGAGAAUGGGCAAUGGAGAAAUAGAGGACAAAUUCGGCCACCAAUCAGUGAACAAGCUUCUUUCAUUACUCCAACAACUAGGAAGGCAACUGGAAGCCACGUUGUGCGUCACAGACUACAAGAUGAGAUCCAAAUGGAAGUAGAUAGACAUCACCAAAAUGAAGAACAACCAGACUUACAAAGGACUCAACGAGUAAUGGCCUCCAGUACUCGAAGAUCGAAUGCGAAAAGAAAAUUAAAUCAAGGAUUUUCCGAUAGGGAUGAAAUAGAGGAACAUGGGCAGCAAGGAAAUGAACAGCCAAACUUGGAAUUCACCCAAGAAGUUGAAAAUGCAUUAAAGUUCUUGAUGGCUCCUAGUACUCUCAGAGCAAUUACAGAUCUAAAUUCCCGUUCUGGAUAUCAAGAUAAGAACCAAAUGAAGGAAAAUGGGCAGCCACAGAAUAGUAAACAACUACAGCCGCAAGUCAGUCAUCAAGCUUCAGUUAUGGCUUCUAGAACUUGGAAGGCAACUACAAACCAAAGUGGGCAUAACAUAUUACGAGACGAGGACCAAAGCGAAAGAGAUAGACAGCACCAAAAUGAAGAAGUACCAGAGUUUCUAACAACUCAGCAAACUAAAGAUCAACAAGAUAUGGAUCACUGUGUGCAUCGUGCCAUUAGUAUCGGUAGUGGGCAGAAUACCAACUCAUUUCGCACAGGAUCGCUUCAAACGCAGACAUCGGAUGGGACAUCAUCUGUUGAUAGGGGGGAGAAUGUUGAUAAGGAGGAGGGUGUUGAUAGGGGGGAGAAUGUUGAUAGGGAGGAGGGUGUCGAGGAAGGACCUCUUGCUAUGUUUGAUGGUCGGACGCCACUUCGGAUGAAUCCCGAUACAGGGAAAAUAUGCGCUCAUCAUCGGAUCUCAAGGGAGAUCACCUCUUCUUUCCAACGGCUUCCAAAUGUCACUGGUUUUACUUGGAAAUUAGUAUCUCAGAAGCAAAAAGAUGAGUAUUAUAAAGAAUUUCGGAAUGCAUUUUCAUGGCCUUCCGAUUGGGAGCAUGAGGUGAAGAAGAUGUGGGAUGAUAAAGCUGCAAAAAGAUACUCGGGUUUUAUUAGUUACUUGAAGAAGAUUUACACAGACGGAAAAUCCCGGCCAACUUACGUACCUCCGGAGAUGUGGAGUGGAUUGAUAAACCACUGGAAAGAUCCAAAAGUUAUUGAGAAGUCCGAAGCAGCAAAGAAGGCAAGAAUGUCCGAACCAGAUGGUCCUGGCACCGGAAUAAGGAAGCAACGAGGUGGGUCGUUGUCUAUCGAGGAGAGAGCUAUGCGGAAGGCGGCCGAGAGGGGAGUCUCGGUGAUGGAUUGUGUGUAUGAGGCGUUCCAUGACACACACAUGUUCAAGGAUGGCUCCUAUACAUCAAAGAGGGCUGCAGACAUUGAUGCAAGAGUGCGAGAGAUUGCUGCAACACAGGGUGAUAAAGCAAAUUUGAGCCAGAUCUUUAUCAAUGAUAUUUUUGGAGGUAAACUCGAUAAGAAGAAAAGGAUGUUUGGAACUGGGAAUCUGGCAGAAAGCCUCGUGUCAGAACGAACUACAGGAAUGAAUGCUCAUGCCUCAGCCGGCUUAGAUCCUUCUGUGCGAGCGGAAAUACGAGAGGAAUUGCGCCAAGAAUUGCGGGAAGAAUUGCGGGAAGAAUUACGAGAAGAAUUACGAGAAGAAAUACAUCAGGAAUUAAAUGUCGAUCGUGAGAAAAGAACCAAGAUAGAAAAUGAUGUUGCGGUUAUGCAAAAGAUGGUGAAGCAGCUCAUGAAAUCCCACAAGUCAAGCCACUCUUCUUCAAGGAUGUGAUUGACCCAUGUAUCACAAAAUGGGAGGAACACGGACAGCAGGAGAAAAUACACAAGUAUGAUUUGUUACAUCAGUCAAAAAGAUUUGACUUUCUUUCCCUUACAUAUUCAAAGUCUUUUGGUAGUGAUAGAACGUAGUACUAGAAGGCAACUACAAAUGAAAAUUCUCAUCAUGGAUUUCAAGAUAUGUAUCAUAUGAAGGAUCAUUUAAGCUAAUCAAGAAAAGUUAAGCUCA